Molecule: messenger RNA, 600 nt
Organism: Phasianus colchicus (ring-necked pheasant)
Lineage: Eukaryota; Metazoa; Chordata; Aves; Galliformes; Phasianidae
Source: RefSeq, a predicted model, not a curated record
UCCUGGAGGAGAUCUGCAGCCUGGGCCGGGACCCCAAGUACAUCUGUCAGAAGCCCUCCAUGCAGAAGGCAGACGGGACGGCCGCCGCCCCCCCCCCGCGCUCCCCCCACGCCGCAGAGGAAGCCUCCAGCGAGGAUGAGGAGGAGGAAGAGGUGCAGGCCAUGCAGAGCUUCAGUGCCACGCAGCAGAGCGAGGCUGAGCCCGGGCAGCAGGUGGUGGGCACCGAGGAGCGAAUCCCCAUCCCGCUCAUGGAUUACAUCCUCAAUGUGGUGAGUUGGGGGGGGGGCUUGCUUUUUUGGAGGAAAAUGGGGGGGAUUGAAGGGUUUUGGAAGCCCUCAGUUGCUUUUGGGGGGUAAUUGAGGGAACUGAAGGUUUUUGGAACCCCUUAAUUGUUUUUUUGGGAGGUAAUUCGGAGAAAAUUCCGUGGUUUUGGAACCCCUUGAGUGCUUUUUUGAGGGAGAAUGGGGAGAAUUUGAGAGUUUUGGAAGCCCUCAAUUGCUUUUUGGGGGACAAUUUGGGGGAAAUUCCAUGGUUUUGGAACCCCUUGUCCUGUUUUGGGAGGUAAUUUAGGGGGAAUGAAGGAUUUGGGAACCCCUUGAC